Molecule: messenger RNA, 896 nt
Organism: Neurospora tetraspora
Lineage: Eukaryota; Fungi; Ascomycota; Sordariomycetes; Sordariales; Sordariaceae
Exons: 2
Coding region: 394-678 (94 amino acids)
Source: RefSeq, a predicted model, not a curated record
CUUGGCAAUGCCCUCGUGCUUCUAGAAGCGUCGUAGAUGUCUUCUACUCAAAAGACCGGCACCUGUCCUCGGCAAGUGGCAUGUUACACCUCGCUUAUACCCUCGAUAUUGCGGCUAAACACUGACAGCAACUCCAUGACGACGGUGGUCCUACCGCUACCACAAAAAUAGCAGCGUGGUACCUUAUGCUUCGUCACUCAUGUCGACGGCGGCCUCCUUCCUGUGUGUUAAAGAUGGAUAUAACUUCUUCCCAGCCAUGCGAAACCGUUCCCUCUACCCUACCUCCAAUACCAGUACCUUAGUGAUCACGGUAUUUCCACUCACCACUGAACCCAACGAGCCAACCCAAGCGACACUACGAGACCUCCUACAACUAAGCAAGAAAGGCAAAAAAUGAAGCUCACCACCUCCCUCCUCCUCAUCCUCUCCCUCGCAACCGGCUACGGCACCGCCCCGGUCCUCGCCCAAGUCUGCGAAUGGUACCUCAACCCCGACGAUUGCAUCUGCAUGCUCUCAACCGAUGGCUCUCUUCUCCGCACCCAAACCGCCUCCUGCUGCAAAAGACUAGGUUACAAAACAAUGAACAGUAUCUGUGGUGUCGACCGUAGGAAUAAGCAACUCUUCAAAGAUUGUUGCAAGGGUUUAAAUCAGGAGAGUGUUAUUGGGCAUUGUCGCUAGGGAGUACAUAGAGAUCUUUGAAAGGAACCGACAGCGGCGGUUAAGAAGUGGCAACGAGGAGAUCAGGGGAAGGGAAAAGGAAGAGGAAGAGGAAGAGGAAGAGGAAGGCUUUGAGAAAGAAAGAGCCGAAAAAAGAGUGCUAUGGCUGAGUAACGUACCUCUAGGAACAUAACCUCAGACGUCAGACGUCAGAGCAAACCACCAAGUGUGUAGCGGUA